Molecule: messenger RNA, 1222 nt
Organism: Dreissena polymorpha
Lineage: Eukaryota; Metazoa; Mollusca; Bivalvia; Myida; Dreissenidae
Exons: 3
Coding region: 76-420 (114 amino acids)
Source: RefSeq, a predicted model, not a curated record
CUCUAUUGUUGCAACAUAGAACCAUCGCGUACAAUUUCAAGGGAUUACGACCGCAUUGGUUACAGAGAUCUAGAUAUGUACAGAGACCGUCUCUCUUCUGGACUCAGUCGCACCUACGGAGGUUCGUCCCCUCCCCGUGGGAGGUUACCACCCCCCUCAAGGUCAGCAUACUCGCCCCCUAGGGUACCCACAAUGAGUAGUAGGGACCUAGAUAGGGAUCGCAUAAGGGACUACAGCCCUCCUGCCCGCAGACCCGCCCCAUAUGACUCUCCACGUGGGGGUCCCCCAAUGAAGAGGCCGAGACCAGAUGACGGGUUAUCGGGUCGAGGCCCACCCAUGAGAGACGGGCCCCCUAGGUCAAUGUCUCGGGAAGGACCAUCCAGGGACUCUGCCCGAGGACCACCAACUUUCAGGCGUUAGAUAGUGGCAAAGGAAUAGCAGCUUGAGAAGAUGUUUUACCGAUCUGACAAUACACAUUAGUCAUCUGCCGUAUUUUAACUCAGAACAGCAAAUGUGAAGUGAAGUAUGUGUUUAUUCAACCUAUCAUCAUCGGCACCAUUGGACUCACGGCCACCAUAUAAACUAACCGGAAUCGCGUGUACAGUGCUUAAGAAAUGGAAGGACCUUUGGGUUAUGACACAACAGGUUAAGUUUUGUAUCGGAGUAUGUUGUUGAAAGACUUUUACUAAGAAAUGUGUUCAGCUUAGGAUUUUACGCUGUUAUUGCAAUGACUUGACUGGUAUGAUUUAAAUAACCUUAUACAAAAGCAGCAGAAACGUACAUGGUGAAAUGUCAGUAACUGUGUAAACAUGUGUCCACAAAACAACCAGUCCUGUUGCGGAAAAGUUGUAUUUUUAUGUACAAAUACUAAUUCUGUGUUUUCAGAUAAAGUUUGUUGUAAUGUUCCACGUUUUCUUAAGUUGAUUUGUAUUUUAUCCUUGAGUUGAAAUAGAAAAUCAUUCAUUAGAAUUGCUGAAAUGUUUGUCUGAAUAAUGUUUAUGUCUAGUAAGAAAAGAAACUUUUGAAAACACUUGAAGGUUUUUGUGAAUAAAAGUUCAUAAUAGAAGAUACAGUAUUUUCCAUACAGCACGUUUUUAAAUUAGAUUUUCAGCCAAGGUAUCAUGAAAGAAGAGAACUUACAUUUUAUAAUUGAAUGAAAUUCAGUAGUUGAACAUGAUCUGUUUGUGUUGUUUUGAAGAUGAAUUAAGAAAGGUACAGAAUG